Messenger RNA from Suillus paluster, 914 nucleotides. Its product is annotated as DUF367-domain-containing protein. Gene Ontology annotation, molecular function: rRNA small subunit aminocarboxypropyltransferase activity. Bases 39 to 914 code for a protein of 291 amino acids. The transcript is spliced from 7 exons. Gene Ontology annotation, biological process: maturation of SSU-rRNA. Lineage: Eukaryota; Fungi; Basidiomycota; Agaricomycetes; Boletales; Suillaceae. The record is from RefSeq and is a predicted model, not a curated record.
CGUUCCUCGAGAGCUUGAACUCGCCAAUACACUGGAUCAUGGGCAAAAAGAACACAUCAAACGCCGCUUCCUCCCGUGUGCACAGACCAAAGCGUGGUGGACGCGCCCAGCGACAUGGGAGUGCAAGAGCCUCCAAGCAAUCCCAGCCACUGCCUAGCUUUCCUGAGGACGCCGCUAAGCCCUCGAGCAUCAUCGAGGAUGAAAGUUCAGACCGUUCCUCAGGUGAAGAUGAUGAAUCUGGGCGACCGCACAUUGAUGUACCGGUGGCGAUGUGGGACUUCGACCAUUGCGAUCCACGUCGAUGCUCUGGGAAGAAACUCGCCCGCCUCGGUCUCAUAACAGAGCUGAGGGUGGGGUCUAGAUUUCGAGGGGUAGUUGUAUCACCAAAGGCAACCCUCGUCGUGAGCCCUGCAGACAGAGAGAUCGUUGGGCGAGACGGGAUCGCCGUCGUCGAAUGUUCUUGGGCCCGCAUAGACGACGUCCCUUUUUCGAAAAUCGCCAGCCCGCACGAGCGGCUUCUCCCCUACCUGCUUGCAACAAACCCCACCAACUACGGCAAGCCUUGGCGACUGAACUGUGUCGAGGCGCUUGCAGCGACUUUCUACAUUACAGGAUUCGAUCAGCAUGCAGAGACUCUGCUCAGUGCAUUUGGGUGGGGCGAUGCUUUCUGGCGGGUUAAUAGUCCAUACCUCAGACGAUACCAAACAUGCAUAUCAGCAGAGGAGGUUGCCGCGAUGCAGGAGACUAUCAUAGCAGAGCUCGAGGAGAGCUACCAGGAAUCACGCAGGGUGAAAGCAGAUGAAGCUGGGAGUACUGAGGAUCUUCUUGUCCGGAAUCCUAAUCACGACAUAUCCAGUGAUGAUGGGUCAAGUUCCGCAUCAGAGGGCGAUGAGGACAACACGGAGGCGUUGUAG